Molecule: messenger RNA, 3039 nt
Organism: Pseudomyrmex gracilis
Lineage: Eukaryota; Metazoa; Arthropoda; Insecta; Hymenoptera; Formicidae
Gene: Chpf
Product: chondroitin sulfate synthase 2
Exons: 7
Coding region: 357-2663 (768 amino acids)
Cellular component (GO): Golgi cisterna membrane
Molecular function (GO): glucuronosyl-N-acetylgalactosaminyl-proteoglycan 4-beta-N-acetylgalactosaminyltransferase activity
Source: RefSeq, a predicted model, not a curated record
UUGCUGAUCUAGGAGCUACUCGCGCGCCACCACCGGGAAUCUUCCGAACUUCGUCGUGAAAUUAAGAUUAUCUACAAUUAUCUAAGAAGUGUUAAAACUUUGCGUGCAAGAGUAUAAAUGCGAUGAAAUGUGUGCGUGACACGUUACAUUAUUUUAUAUUAUAUAUAGAUAUCGCAUUUUGUUGUACUAUGGAGAGGAUGAUCAAUUUUGAACCAUGAUUGAAGAGAAGCGCGGAACUGUAUUUCAAAUAACAAUCAAAGAGUAUUAUUAAUUAAAUCAAGAGACUGGGAUAAGUUGAGAGAAAAAGCAAAAGGAGAAAGAGAGAGAGAGAGAGAGACUUUAAAAACAGACAGAAAAUGAAACCACUACUCAAAAUAAUCUACUCGCUCUGUUGGAGCAACGCGUACUUGAUAAUAGGAAUAUGCAUGGGUCUGAGUUUCAGUUUGUUGUUGAUACCACUUGAUAAUGGUAGUCAGCACGACGUCGCAGAGUCUUACGAACAUUCCUCGAAUAUCUUGGAAGACACAGAUCCAUACCAGCCGAGAAUAGAUACCGACAACAAACCGCAACAACCAGUACAGAAAGCGAGGAAACCGUUCGUGCGUCCUAGAUAUUAUUCUACAGAACUCGGUAUCAGAGAGAAAUUGUUCGUAGGAAUCAUAACGAGCCGUGAACAUCUACACAGCAGAGGCGCGGCGCUGAACAAAACGGUUGCUCACAUAGUUGAUAAAAUUCGCUAUUUUAUUUCCAUACCAGAAGGGACCAAACCGAACGUUUCAUUUCCCGGAAUAGUGGGAUUUACCGACACGAGAAGCAUCUUCAAGCCUUUCCACGCGAUGAAAUACAUAAUCGACAAUUAUUUAGAAAGUUAUGAUUAUUAUUUUCUAAGCAAAGAUGUAAGUUACAUAAACGCGAGAGGUCUCGUGGAAUUUGUAAGUAAGAUAAGCGUGAGCCAAAAUGUUCACAUAGGUGUUCAAAGUGAAAUCGAUACCUACUGUUCUCUGGAGUCUGGUGUUCUCCUGAGCAAUUCUGUGAUUCAAGAAAUCAAAAAUAAUCUAGACUGGUGCGUGAAGAACACGUAUUCAGAUUCGGACGAUGUUAAUUUCGGUCGUUGUAUACUCCAUUCGACUUCCCUGCCAUGCGCCAACCGAAUGCAGGGACGAGAUUUCAUAUUCACGCAGCUACCCCCGGCAUUUGAUUUUGAAAAAGAUUUUGCUCUGCUAACCGAGAAAGAUGGAUUCGAAAAUUCCAUAUCUCUGCACCCUGUCUAUGAUCACAUGCUCAUUUAUAAAUUUAAUAUGUACUUCAUCGCAAUCAAGUCCAUCAAGGUUCACAAGUCGAUUGCCGACAUACGCAAAAUGAUCUCUACCACCGCGUAUUUGGGACCGGCGAAUCAACGUAACAUAUCGUGGCCUAUUGGGAAUCAACCCGGCAACAAGCCGUUGGGACGCUUCGACGUCUUGCGCUGGUCAUAUUUCAACGAAUCUCACGUUUUCUUCGAAACCGACUUCGUCAAUAUUCAAGAAUUAAAGGGCGACAGAAAAUCCGAUAUAGAAUAUGUGAUCAACUUUGCGGCUAACAAUAUUAUAAAUAAAUACAAAAACAAAUUGAGUUUCAACAGGUUGCUGAACGGGUAUCAAAAAUUCGACGCGUCCAGAGGAAUGGACUACGUACUCGACAUGGCCUUCGACGACGCGUUUACAGGCAGAGAAGUGAGAAAACGAAUCGAGGUCUGUAAACCUUUGGGAAAAGUAGAAAUCAUACCCAUGCCGUACGUAACCGAAAACACAAGAGUCAAUAUAAUUGUUACCAUUGAUCUGAACAAAAAACAAGAAGCGUUAAACUUUAUGGAUUAUUACGCGCAAGAUUGUAUGGAGAAGAAAUGCAAAACCUUUCUUAUGAUGGUUCUCUUGUACAACUUCGAUUUGCCGUCAAAAGGCAGAGGCGACGUCUUUUACGAAAUAAAGAGAUACAUAUUAACGCUGAACGAAAAAUACAAAAAGGAUCAAUCCAGAAUUACUUGGCUCUCGAUACGAUUGCCAGCCAACGUAACUUCCGUAGAUUUUGAUCCGAUGUUGAAGAUCGCCGUGACCGAUUUGUAUGCGAAAAAAUUCUCACCAGAGAGUUUAAUUCUUCUCGCAGAGACGGGGACGAAACUGAAAAUAGAUUUUUUAAACAGAGUUCGCAUGAACACCAUUAGUGGUUAUCAGAUAUUCAGCCCGAUUCCUUUCAUCGAGUAUCAUCCUGACAUAAUUUACGUGGGUGAAGCGGCUCACGAUGAAGUGGAUAUUAAUAGCAAUUACGGAAAAUAUGACGAACAGAAUUAUAAUAACAUUGCAUUCUACAUCAAAGAUUACAACGCAAUGCGACAAACAGUCGAGGCGAGCAUUCCGUUAGCGCGAUCCGACAAGGACAUUGCUACACUAUUGAAACUUUCGCAACACAGUCCUGUAACUUCUUUACUCGACAUGUUUGUGACUUUCAGCGAUAUGCACGUGUUUCGCGGAAUAGAACCGACGCUAAAGAUUAGAUACAAAGACAUUAGUUGCAAUAUUCCCAAUGACAAUAUGUAUAAGAGCUGCCUUAAACUCAGGAAUAAUCACUUGGGCAAACGUAGUCAAUUAGCUAGACUUAUAUUAGAUUAUCAGAACCAACGAGCUUAGGGACAAAACAAUAUUACAUCGCAAUCUAUAAAGAGAAUCUCUAUUUAUUUAUCGUUAUUUAUAUGCUGUUUUUUUUUUGCACCAAAUAGAGCUUUUAUAUAUUUUUUAGAAUAAAAAUAACAGAGAAACAUCUUUAAAGAGAUAUUUCAAAGACAAUAUUUUUAUAAACAUAUUUAUACAAAAUGCAGAAUGAAAAAUGUAAUGAAAGAUUUAUUAGAUAUUUUCGUGUAAUUUUUUUAAAAUUUUCUCCAUGUAAUUUAUGCGCGUGAACUAUGUGUAUAAUUGUACGUAUUUUAUUAAUUUAUCCUAUUCUAUUUUAAAUUUAGUUAUGCAAUUUUUAUGUUCCUUAUGGAGGAUCUAGAACUUCAUGCUUUGA